AUGACCCUGUCAGUUUUUCAUUGUCUACCGCUCAUUUGCAUCGUCAUAGCAACAGCCAAAAUCGAAGAACUUAAGGAGACAGAACAAAUCUUGGAGCUCAACAACCUUGCCAAGGUAGACAUGUCAUCUGCGUCAAAAGAACUGUUUCAAGAGUUCAUGAGCACUCUUUGUUGGAACAAUCUCACUCCAAAAAACUUUUUGGAAAACUAUAUUAGAUGGGAAAAAGUGGAGUUUUUGGAAAGCGCAAAAAAGUUUCUUGUCCCGUCACAGUCCGACCAUCAUUUGUACAACAAGUACUUCUUUCACCUCGGGCACAAUUUCCUUUCCAACUGCACCGUCAAAAACGACAAAAAAUGGAGAGAGUCUCACUUUGAGAAGCACGAGAAUGAUUUGUUUGAUACCUACAUGUACGACGGAAUGGCGCAUCGCGAAUGGGCUACUUUAGAACUUUAA
Caenorhabditis elegans is the source of this 453-nucleotide messenger RNA. It is a transcript of the gene T25B6.3, whose product is annotated as TryThrA_C domain-containing protein. The record is from RefSeq and is marked reviewed. The coding region runs from base 1 to 453 and encodes 150 amino acids. Lineage: Eukaryota; Metazoa; Nematoda; Chromadorea; Rhabditida; Rhabditidae. The transcript has 3 exons.